Messenger RNA from Pan troglodytes (chimpanzee), 2421 nucleotides. Its product is annotated as syncytin-1-like. The record is from RefSeq and is a predicted model, not a curated record. Gene Ontology annotation, molecular function: nucleic acid binding. Lineage: Eukaryota; Metazoa; Chordata; Mammalia; Primates; Hominidae.
AUGGCGUUGGCGAGGAAAGCCAGGAUCAUGAGAGGCCUAGAAAGCCGCAGAGGAGUUUUAAAUGGGUUCAGAGGUUACAUAUGCAGGUUGGCUACUUGGGUAAAUUUUGUGUCACGGGAGUUUGGUGUACAGAAUAUUUCAUCGCCAAGGCAUAGUAUAGAUGCUGGAUAUAUGAAGAUAAAGCAACAGAAUAGACCUCUGCCUGAAGGAGCAGUGCUCCUCCACAUACAUCCUGGGGCCUCCUUUCCUGCAAUGCAUAGUACAUUCCAGAUGAACGGAGAAGACUCCAGACCUAGAGGCCAAGUGUACUGGAUGCACGGAGCCUGGAUUUCUGAACAACUGCAUGGGAGAGACAUUCUAGCAAAAGCAGGGGCCAUUAUACACCUGAACAUAGGAGAAGGAACACCUGCUUGUUGUCCCCUGCUUAAGGAAGGAAUUAAUCCUGAAGUCUGGGCAACAGAAGGACAAUAUGGACGAGCAAAGAAUGCCCAUCCUGUUCAAGUUAAACUAAAGGAUUCUGCCUCCUUUCCCUACCAAAGGCAGUACCCCCUUAGACCUGAGGCCCAACAAGGACUCCAAAAGAUUGUUAAGGACCUAAAAGUGCAAGGCCUAGUAAAAACAUGCAAUAGCCCCUGCGAUACUCCAAUUUUAGGAGUACAGAAACCCAAUGGACAGUGGAGGUUGGUGCAAGAUCUCAGGAUUAUCAACAAUGAAGAACAGAUAGAACACAACUGUCAACAAGUAAUUUCUCAAACCUACGCCACUCGAGGGGACCUUCUAGAGGUUCCCUUGACUGAUCCCAACCUCAGCUUGUAUACUGAUGGAAGUUCUUUUGUAGAAAAAGGACUUCAAAAAGUGGGGUAUGCAGUGGUCAGUGAUAAUGGAAUACUUGAAAGAAAUCCCCUCACUCCAGGAACUAGUGCUCAGCUGGUGGAACUAAUAGCCCUCACUCCGGCACUAGAAUUAGGAGAAGGAAAAAGGACGGGAACCCCUACCUUCACUGCCCACACCCAUAUGGCCCACAACUGCUAUAACUCUGCCACUCUUUGCAUGCAUGCAAAUACUCAUUAUUGGACAGGGAAAAUGAUUAAUCCUAGUUGUCCUGGAGGACUUGGAGCCACUGUCUGUUGGACUUACUUCACCCAUACUGGUAUGUCUGAUGGGGGUGGAGUUCAAGAUCAGGCAAGAGAAAUCUCCUGACUGACCCAGGUACAUAGCACCCCUGGCUCCUACAAAGGACUAGAUCUCUCAAAACUACAUGAAACCCUCCAUACCUAUAUUCACCUGGUCAGCCUAUUUAAUACCACCCUCACUGGGCUCCAUGAGGUCUCGGCCCAAAACGCUACUAACUGUUGGAUGUUCCUCCCCCUGUACUUCAGGCCAUACAUUUCAAUCCUUGUACCUGAACAAUGGAACAACUUCAGCACAGAAAUAAACACCACUUCCAUUUUAGUAGGACCUCUUGUUUCCAAUCUGGAAAUAACCCAUACCUCAAACCUCACCUGUGUAAAGUUUAGCAAUACUAUAGACACACCCAACUCCCAAUGCAUCAGGUGGGUAAGUCAUCCCACAUGAAUAGCCUGCCUACCCUCAGGAAUAUUUUUUGUCUGUGGUACCUCAGCCUAUCAUUGUUUGAAGGGCUCAUCAGAAUCUAUAUGCUUCCUCUCAUUCUUAGUGCCCCCUAUGACCAUCUACACUGAACAGGAUUUAUACAAUCAUGUCGUACCUAAGCCCCGCAACAAAAGAGUACCCAUUCUUACUUUCAUUGUGGGAGCAGGAGGGUUAGGCAGAUUAGGUACUGGCAUUGGCGGUAUCACAACCUCUACUCAGUUCUACUACAAACUAUCUCAAGAACUAAAUGGUGACAUGAAAUGGGUUGCUGACUCCCUAGUCACCUUGCAAGAUCAACUUAACUCCCUAGUAGCAGUAGUUCUUCAAAAUCGAAGAGCUUUAGACUUGCUAACCGCCAAAAGAGGGAGAACCUGUCUAUUUUUAGGGGAAGAAUGCUGUUAUUAUGUUAAUCAAUCCGGAAUCAUCACAGAGAAAGUUAAAGAAAUUCGAGAUCAAAUACAACGUAGAGCAGAGGAGCUUCAAAACACCGGACCCUGGGGCCUUGUCAGCCAAUGGAUGCCCUGGAUUCUCCCCUUCUUAGGACCUCUAGCAGCUAUAAUAUUGUUAUUCCUCUUUGGACCCUGUAUCUUUAACCUCCUUGUUAAGUUUGUCUCUUCCAAAAUUGAAGCUGUAAAGCUACAAAUCAUUCUUCAAAUGGAGCCCCAGAUGCAGUCCAUGACUAUCUACCACGGACCCCUGGACCAGCCUGCUAGCCCAUGCUCUGAUGUUAAUGACAUCAAAGGCACCCCUCCUGAGGAAAUCUCAACUGCACAACACCUACUAUGCCCCAAUUCAGCAGGAAGCAGUUAG